GAUUAUUUAUUUUUAGGCAUAUAUAUAAUCGUUUUUCAAUGCAUGAGAAAUCUCACUCCAAUAUCCCACACUUUUAAAACUCAUGGUAGUCUCCCCUCAAUUUAUUCUUGAAACUGGUAUUCUGUAAGUACCUAAUGUGUCCUUUGACCCUAUAAUUGCCCUGUGGGCUGUUUGGUCUGUAUACAGCAAUAAAUAAAUAAAUAAAAUUGUGUACAGGGACAAGUGGAGUAAAAUGGACACUUCUGUUACUAACUUUUAUUAAUGACCUAUUAAAUUGCUAAUCAAAAAGGAUAAUUUUCAACAUUGCGAAAAAAAUUCAAACGUGUCCAUUUUAUGUCCAUCAAUAAUAAUAAUAUUUUUAUGACUUACGGAAUUGAAUGAACGUCCCUAAUAAUAGUCCCCUGCAUCUGUCACCGUUCCACGCACGUGCUACUGAUGCUCCCCCUUCCUCACGCACCAUUUCCCUCUCCCGUCCAUCCCCACCGCCCCAAUAACACUCACGUGCUACCCAACCAAAUUCAUUUCCACGAAUAACGCGAAUAUAAACACAACUGUUGACUCCCAGAAAUUACGAUAUAUCGUAAAUAAUAUAUAUAUCCAUCCACGGACGGAAGACUGUGGACAUCAGUCCGAAACAGCCGGAGCCAGAAACCUUAACUAACUAUAUAUCCAUCCUGAACCACUGGUAAAUUUAAUGUCGAAAUCCAUACAGAGUAUCGAACGAUUACACCUGCCAUGAAACGAACGAGUCUUUUUCGUCGAGUUAAGAACGCCGGGUGUCCUGUCAUUAACCUUAAUGCAGGCCAUCAGACUGCUGUGACUGUUCUCUCGCAAGAGCCAGGGAAUGAUGAAGCUGUUCGAGAAAUACCCAAGGAAAAAUCCAGAAAGAAAAGAGUAAAUCCAUCUCUUGAUACUGAACCCAACGAUUAUUCCUGUCAAAACAAAUCGAAAAGUAAAUUAAGCUUUGAGAAUUUAUCAAAAAAUCUGAAUAAACAAGAGAAUCCAAAGGAACUUGCCAAGAAGAAAACUAGAGCGAAGGUCGACCUUGACUCAAUGAAAGAAGAAUUAAAACAGCUGGAGGAUCCCCCGGAGACUGAUGUGGAGAAGGAAAUUAGUGUCAACAGAUUGAAUUACGAGUUCUACGAUACCCCGUGCGAAGAGUUGGCUCAGAAUCUCCUAGGGAAAGUAUUAGUUCGUCGGUUGGAUAAUGGAUCUGUGCUGAGGGGGAGAAUUGUUGAGACAGAGAGCUACUUGGGAAAAAUUGAUGCUGCCUCUCACACUUUUAAUAAUCGUGUGACACCGAGAAAUAUUCCCAUGUACAUGCUUCCUGGGACGAUUUAUGUGUACAUGACUUAUGGAAUGUAUUUCUGCUUUAAUAUAUCGAGUGGAGGUAAAGGCGCAGCAGUUCUUCUGAGAGCUCUCGAGCCCCUAGAAAAUAUGGAACAAAUGCAGGAGAAUCGUCUUUCCCUUCAGAAGUCGAAAAAUAAAGAGAAAAAAACCAAAGAUUUUCGCCUUCACGAAUUAUGCAAUGGCCCCUCCAAGCUCUGUACAGCAUUUCAAAUCGACAGAGAUUGCUGCAAAUACUCCCUAUGCACGUGGAAAAAAAUGUGGAUAGAGGAUGAUCCGAACUACCCUCGAGAGGACAUGAGAGUCAUAAAGACUGCGAGGAUAGGGAUUGAUAGUGUUGGAGCAGAAUGGGCCAACAAGCCCCUGAGAUUUUAUAUCUAUGGAAAUUCUUCUGUAAGUAAACGUGAUAAGAAAUCGGAAGAGAACGUCGUUAGUGAUAGUAAAUAACUAUUUUUAUUGCACCCGAUUCACUUCACGUCAGCCCAUUUAUGUUUUAUUUAUUAUUAAAGUCAAAAAUAAUUUAUAACCAUUAUGAUUGAGACAAUUUUUUACUUUUUUUAUACGUGAAUUUAAUAAACUUGUAGCCACUCGGCCAUAAAUCUCUCGAAUUCUCUUCCUCGAUGGAAGGUUCGUCAAUAAAUCUGGAAAACCUGAUCAAUAAAUCAUCCACACGGAGGUAGAAACUUCCAGAAAGAAAGUAAACGUGAUAAGAAAUGGGAGGGGAACGUCAUUAGAGAUAAUAAACAACUGCAUGAAGAUUUUUAUUGCUCUCCAUCCACUCCACAUCGGCUAAUUUAUAUUUAUCUGUUAUUUAUUAUUCAAUUCAAAAAUAAUUGAUAAAAAUUACCAUUGAGUCAUUAUACACCCGUUCUCUUAGGACAGUUUCUUACUUCAUUUAUACGUGCAUUUAGUAAACUUACAUCCGCUCAGCCAUAAAUCUCUGGUAAUUCUCUUCCUCGAUGGAAGGUUUGUCAAUAAAUCUGACAAACAUCGUCAAUAAAUCAACUGCA
Molecule: messenger RNA, 2357 nt
Organism: Diachasma alloeum
Lineage: Eukaryota; Metazoa; Arthropoda; Insecta; Hymenoptera; Braconidae
Product: DNA-3-methyladenine glycosylase
Exons: 5
Coding region: 736-1794 (352 amino acids)
Biological process (GO): base-excision repair
Molecular function (GO): alkylbase DNA N-glycosylase activity; DNA binding
Source: RefSeq, a predicted model, not a curated record